Messenger RNA from Penicillium brevicompactum, 945 nucleotides. RefSeq names its product DUF3431 domain-containing protein. The record is from RefSeq and is a predicted model, not a curated record. The coding region runs from base 1 to 945 and encodes 314 amino acids. Lineage: Eukaryota; Fungi; Ascomycota; Eurotiomycetes; Eurotiales; Aspergillaceae. The transcript is spliced from 3 exons.
AUGAGGCUCUCAAUUCGAAUCGGGGCCGCUGCGGCUAUUAUCGUCAUCACAAUUCUCCUAUUCAAUCGCAGCCUACGGACAGAGGGUGAACAUCUCAAGGACCUUUUACAUUUCGACACCGGCUCCUUCCGCACCUCCCUGAAGCCCAAGCCAGAAGAUGACUCCAGCGCUCAUCGGAAAUGGCGGGUCGCAUCGGACAACAAACCCGCUCUAGUCUACCAAACAACCGACAUCCAGGUACCCAACCAAGGCGCCAUUGUGAUGGGCAAGCUGAAGGACGAGGUCACCUCCUGGGUGUCGGGAGAAUUGGCCGAAUGGCACGGAAUUAUCUACACCGUUGACGAUACCACUGCCCCCAUGCACACCCCCAAGAACAAGGGCCGCGAAGCCCUCCCAUACCUCCAAUUCCUGGUCGACCAUUAUGACGACCUCCCCGAAGUGACGGUCUUCCUACAUGCCCACCGUGACGGCUGGCCCGCCGGCUGGCACAUCGAUACAAUGGAUCUCAGUAACGUGGAUUCCGUGCGCGCCCUGCAGAAGGACUUUGUCCAGCUCGAGGGUUUCGUCAAUCUCCGUUGUCAGCUUAGUCCCGGCUGCCCCGAUGCCAUCCAGCCCUUCCGCCAGACCCCGAAGUUGGAGAACCCCGGCGAGGCUCACUACGCGCAGGCUUGGAAAGCGCUUUUCCCUGGCGAGAGAGUCCCUACUGAGAUCGCGGCUCCUUGUUGUUCGCAAUUCGCUGUCUCCAAGGAGCAGAUUCUCAAGCGUCCCCACUCUGACUACCAGCGUAUGUACGAUUGGGUGAUGAACAAUGACCUCCCCGAUGAGGUCACAUCCAACAUCAUGGAAUACUCGUGGCACAUCAUCUUUGGAAAGGAGCCUGUCUUCUGCCCUGAGAUGUUCCAAUGCUACGCAGACGUAUACGGCGAAGAAGUUGUCUUCAGCUAA